Pseudogymnoascus destructans is the source of this 309-nucleotide messenger RNA. RefSeq lists its product as uncharacterized. The record is from RefSeq and is a predicted model, not a curated record. The coding region runs from base 1 to 309 and encodes 102 amino acids. NCBI's taxonomy places the organism in Eukaryota, Fungi, Ascomycota, Leotiomycetes, Thelebolales, Thelebolaceae. The transcript has 3 exons.
AUGGAGUCCACGGCGGACAACUCUUCCAACGCCAUGAGGGAAUUCGGGCUGCCAGCAGACGACGGCCUCACCACUCUAUAUGCCCUCACCGAAACCAACGCCACUGAACGCCUAUGCGCCAUGACCAAGGAUGCCAUCAUCGUUGUCGCGGAAAUGGCCGCCAAGGAGUGCCAAGAGUCUACGUUUGAUUUGGCUAUGGUCAGUGACAAUGUCACGCUCAUGUACGCCAUCGACCACCUGGCGCGAUCCUUGGACCCUCAGUGGGGAGCAGGCGACGGCACAGCCCCAGACCCCAAGACGAUACAAUAG